Darwinula stevensoni is the source of this 573-nucleotide messenger RNA. The record is from the annotation of a GenBank genome assembly. Lineage: Eukaryota; Metazoa; Arthropoda; Ostracoda; Podocopida; Darwinulidae.
AGACGGUCUCGCAGCUGUGGAAGGGGACUGUGCAUAUGGCAGCCUCCGAACCUACAUGGAGUGAAUUUACCACUAGGCGUGUCAGUGCCAGUGCCAUGUUGAACUCGGAGCCGAGGUAGUUAAUUAGGGCUCGUUAUGAUCAUAUUCGUCAAGGCUCUUACCCCAAGCGGUCCGGAGUGUGCUGUUAAGGUAGGAAGUCAAGCAACCAUAUGGGAACUGAAGCACCAAGUGUCUCUCCAGCUUGAUAUACCUCCUUCCCAGCAGAGGAUUGUAUUCAGGGGGAAGACUCUGGAGAAUGAUAAUACUAUCACAUCAUAUGGUAUCCCAGAUGGAGCUAAGGUCCACUUGUUCCCUGUGAAGGACAACACUGCCUCAUCAACUCCUCAAGGACCUCUUUGGAGUGAACUGAAAAAAUUCCUGGAGGAACGUUUCUCUGAGAGUGAUGCUGACAAGGUUAUGAGAGAGUUCCAAAAGAUUUUCCAACAAAGUGUGGAGUCUCUCAGUUUGGAUGAUGUGGAGCGCAUCGCAUCAGACUACCUCAAAGGGAAUCCAUGCAUGAAUACUUUCAAAUAA